AUGUCCUCCGUUCGUUCAAAUGCAUCAGUUUCAAAACUUUACAAUACCUCUACUGGAAAUGACCUUGACAGAAUCUAUGCUCAAUAUAUGUGCAUCAACUAUAUAACACUCGAUAGCUGCAGUACUUGCAUAACGGCAGCAUCACAAGAUAUCAUGCAGAGAGAUGACCUUAAUGAUGGGGAAUCUGCAUUUAUGGAUUUGGCAUCUAUAUAUGCAGCUACUGGUAACUUCUCUGACUCAAAUUUGCUUGGACGAGGUGGUUUUGGCCCAGUUUAUAAGGGAAAACUGAGUGAUGGAAAAGAAGUUGCAGUGAAGAGACUUUCAGCUUGCUCUGAGCAAGGCACAGAUGAGUUUACCAAUGAAGUUAUGCUAAUCAUGAAACUUCAGCACAAAAAUCUUGUCAAGCUUCUCGGCCUUUGUGUUGAUGGAGAUGAAAAGCUUCUGGUCUAUGAAUUCAUGCCUAACAGAAGCCUAGAUGUUUUCCUCUUUGAUAGAAAGGAACGUGCACGGCUCAAUUGGCGAACACGAAUUGGUAUCGUAAAUGGAAUUGCAAAGGGCACUCUUUAUCUCCAUGAGGAUUCUAGGCAUAGAAUUAUUCAUCGAGACCUGAAAGCUAGCAAUGUGUUGUUGGACAAGGAUAUGAACCCAAAAAUCUCAGACUUUGGAAUGGCAAGGAUGUUUGCAGGCAGCGAAGGCGAAGCCAAUACUGCUAGGAUAGUUGGAACAUAUGGAUACAUGGCACCAGAGUAUGCAAUGGAAGGAUUAUACUCCACCAAGUCUGAUGUUUUUAGUUUUGGAGUUCUUCUGCUUGAGAUCAUAACUGGAAAAAGGAAUUCUGAAUUCAACAAAUCGAAACGUGCUCCGAGCCUCCUAGCUUAUGCAUGGCAAUUAUGGAACGAAGGAAAAGAAUUAGAGUUGAUAGAUCCACUGAUGGCUGAUUCAUGCUGUUCGGAUGAAUUUUCGCGAUACAUGCAUGUCGGUUUGUUGUGCGUUCAAGAAGAUCCUUGUGAGAGGCCUACCAUGUCCUCGGUAGUUUUAAUGCUGAAAAGAGAAAGUUCAAUUCUUAUCCAACCUGAUCGGCCAGCAUUUUCUGUGGGAAGAUUCGCAGACUACGAGGCUAAUGCUGGCAAUUGUUCUGUCAAUGCCUUAACAAUUUCAAGUAUUUCGCCCCGUUGA
This is a messenger RNA of Populus nigra (black poplar), 1176 nucleotides long. Its product is annotated as cysteine-rich receptor-like protein kinase 10. The coding region runs from base 1 to 1176 and encodes 391 amino acids. NCBI's taxonomy places the organism in Eukaryota, Viridiplantae, Streptophyta, Magnoliopsida, Malpighiales, Salicaceae. Gene Ontology annotation, biological process: protein phosphorylation. Gene Ontology annotation, molecular function: ATP binding; protein kinase activity. The record is from RefSeq and is a predicted model, not a curated record. The transcript is spliced from 6 exons.